Molecule: messenger RNA, 2692 nt
Organism: Micropterus salmoides (largemouth bass)
Lineage: Eukaryota; Metazoa; Chordata; Actinopteri; Centrarchiformes; Centrarchidae
Product: SUN domain-containing protein 1-like
Exons: 11
Coding region: 33-1727 (564 amino acids)
Biological process (GO): nuclear envelope organization
Cellular component (GO): nuclear envelope; meiotic nuclear membrane microtubule tethering complex
Molecular function (GO): protein-membrane adaptor activity
Source: RefSeq, a predicted model, not a curated record
ACGUCUCCGGUCUGUCCUCCAUCUACAGCUUCAUGUCCCCCCAGAGCCAAUCGGCAGAGGGCGCCGUGGAGGAGUCAAGGGAGGUGCAGCCCUACGUGGAGCUGACCUACAGCCAACCUCCACCGGCUGAAACGCCGUCAGGGGAGGAGGCACCGCUGGCGCCCGGUUCAGCUGUUAAAGACGAAGAGGAGGAGGAGGAGGCGGCAGCGGAGUCUGUGCGGCUCGUUCGCCUGGAGCAGAGUCUGACGGCGCUGUGGGAGCGCGUGGAGGCCGGAGGGCGGCGGGCUGAGCAGAGACACAGGGAGGUGGCCCGGCUGUACGCUGACCUCCAGGGCGACGGCGAGGGACUGGAGCCCUGGCUGAGCGGCCUGCUGGACCGGCAGCUGGACCAGCUCAGGAGACAACUGGACGAGGAGAGACUGCACAGGGACCAGACUCGGCAGCAGGAUCUGUUGCAGCAGCAGAGCCAAACGUCUCGUCUGGAUCAGCUGGAGCUGCAGCUGCGGACGCUGGCUGCAAAGACAGAGGAGGUGCAGCGGAGACAUGAAGCUGCCGCAGUCCCAACCUCACCAACAACACUUCCAGCCGCCGUCAGUGUUGGUGUGGACCGCCUGUCCCAUGAUGCCUUGCUGGCGGAGGUUGCGCGGUUGGCGGCGGCUCUGGAGGACGUCCGGCACCACGUUGAGGAUCUGUCAGAGUGUCAGGGCGACGGCCAACAGCUCGACAGAAUCCGGCAGACGGUGAGAGAGAAGACGCAAACCUCACUUAUUAUUACAGUAACAGUGAAGACGCGGCGAGGGUUCGCCUCGUCAGCUGGACCGUCACAGCUGCAGAUUUCAGCGCACGUGUCCGCUCAGGUCCGUGAGGAGGUUCGUACUCUGGUCUACGGCAACCAGCUGGCGGUGAGGGGCGGGGCCUCCGGGGACGACGACGCGGGCCUCCCGGAGUCUCUCCUCCGGUGGUUGUCGCAGCAGUACGUCACCGGGGCCGACCUGAAGGCGUCGCUGGCCUCCCUGGAGCUCAGCAUCCUGCAGAACAUCAGCCUGCAGCUGGAGCAGCGCCGCAGCGAGGAGACGGUCAGAGAGGCCGUCCUGCACGCCACCGGGGCCGCUGGGGCCGCCGUGACCACGGAGGACGUCCGUGUGAUCGUGGAGAACGCUCUGCGCCUGUUUUCUCAGGACCGGACCGGCCUGGCCGACUACGCUCUGGAGUCUGGAGGGGGCAGCGUCCUGAGCACUCGCUGCUCACAGACGUACAAGACGAAGGCGGCUCUGCUCAGUCUGUUCGGAGUUCCCCUCUGGUAUUUCUCUCAGUCUCCUCGGGUCGUCAUCCAGCCGGACGUCCAUCCAGGAAACUGCUGGGCCUUCAGAGGCUCCGCGGGCUUCCUGGUGAUCCGCCUCUCCAUGAAGAUCGUCCCCACCGCCUUCUCCCUGGAGCACAUCCCCAAAGCCCUGGCACCCAGCGGGACGCUGCUCAGCGCCCCCCGAGACUUCAGCGUCUACGGUCUGGAUGAUGAGAGUCAGGAGAGAGGGACGCUGCUGGGCUCUUACAGCUACGACCAGGAUGGAGAAGCUCUGCAGACCUUCUCCGUCGCUGAGCAGAACGACCGAGCCUUCCAGAUCAUCGAGCUACAGGUGUCGUCCAACUGGGGUCACCAGGAAUACACCUGCAUGUACCGCUUCAGGGUGCACGGGACGCCUGAGGACGCCCCAGAGACGAGUAUUUAAUCCACAGACGGCGUGGAGACGGCAGAGCAACAUGUCUGCUGUUUCCUGCUUCAGCCUCCUGCUGCUAACUGUGCCUGAGAAACCGCACGCUUCACUUUCAGCUGCUCUCAAGUCUCCCCAGUGACCAUAAACUCGCUUCCUUCCUUCCAGACCAGAUGUGAUCUGAGCGUCUGGUUUUCCUGUGGAAAAAGGAAACACUGACAGAUUUGAUGUGACGUCUAUAUGUUCUGUCAAUAGUUAAUAUUUUUAUAUCAGUGUUUUGUAUUUUCUGUGCUGAAGCUCCUUCAUGUUUGAGCCCCACUUUUCUUUUUAUCUGAACAUUAUUGCUGUCGAGAGCGGGACAUGUUCCAACUCUUUAUUCCCAUUAAUGUCCUGAAACUAACUGACCCUCCUGGUGAAGGGACAAAAUCUCUAAACACAUUUUUAAAGUUCAGCUGAAGAUAAAUCUGAAGCUUCGACAGCUUGAAUUCACAAAUCAAACGGAGUUUUGGUCUUUUUAGAGAGAAAUGUUGUCUUUGUGUUUCCACAUUCACUGCAUCCUUACCGAGCCGCAAUAGAGGAACACAAAGCGUUUCAAACUAAAGACCAAAUCAUAUUUAACUGUGGAUUUUAUGCCCCAGCACAUCCACUGAAAUGGCCUCAGGAGAGGAGGGGGGUUAAUACGAUCCAUUAUGACCUAAAACCUGCCAAAUGUCCCCCAUGUGUGAGUAUUUGGUCCCGCUCACAGCUGCAGCACUGACCGUAAUGUAACUUUCACAAAAAACAUCUUUCUCAGGAAGUUUUAGAAGAAGAAGGAAUAGAUUUGCACCAAAGGCCUCGACUGCACUUAUGUUUCUGUUUUAUUUAUUUUGUCUUCAGGUUAAUGGAAGAUUUAAUUUUAUUAAGGAUUCUGACUAAUGUAUGUUUUUGUAUGUGAUUUGAAGCUGGACGUAAUAAAGACGUGAAAUUUUAAGUUUUUAUUGAAA